AGGGUCACCCUCCAGGGGGUGCCGAGUUGAGCAGCCAGAGCAAGGAGAGGGGACACCACAUCACUUCACCCAUAAGCUCCCAACGGACAGCACUACUUUGCGAUUGAUGAAUGAAAUUAGGAAGUAACUGAAGAAAAAUUAUUAAGAAAAGUAGAUGAGAGAAACGAAAACGAAUAUUUUAGAGAAAUAGAAGGCAGUUUGACUCUGAGCUCUGUUCCAGUCCCCAGAGGGCAGCUGGCAUUUGCUGAGCACCAGGGAGACAACCAAGCAGGACAUGUGGCUGCUCCCGGUUCUGUUCCUUCUUGUCAUCCAGGGCCACUUCUGCACCUGUGAGGGAAAAAAGGUGAGAGGCACAUUGGGGGGCACACUGACUGUGCGCUGUGCAUAUGGUCCGGGAUGGGAAUCCUACAAGAAGUGGUUGUGUCGCGGGAAUGACUGGGAUUCCUGCAAAAUCCUUGUGAAAACCACUGGGUCAGAGCAACUAGUGAAGAAGGGCCAAGUGUCCAUCCAGGACAAUCACAGCCGACGCACAUUCACCAUGACCUUGGAGGAUCUCCAGCAGGAUGACGCAGACACUUACUGGUGUGGGAUCGAGCAAUUUGGCACUGACAUGGGGAUCGAAUUUUCCGUGAUUGUCAAUCCAGCCCCUGAUCCAACAGACUCUCCCAAGCCUGUAGCGAGAACAACGCUGCCCAGUUGGACUUCCUCUCGUCCAUUUCCCCAGGGCAUCAACAGCAGCCAGCCCAUGGAUUUGAAUAGCCCGCUAACCAGAUCGGGGACCAUUGCCUCCACUGUGGAAGCAGAGAAAAGAAAGGGUGUACUCUCAUUCCACCAUCGGUCCUCAGCCGCAUCUGUAAUCUCUCCUGUGUGGAUCCUCCUGGUAGCUCCUUUCCUUGCCACCCUCGAGUUGCUCUGCCAAGGAUAAAUGACCCUUUCAUCAUUCAGGACUCUGGCCAACAAUGGGUUUCCAAUUCCAGUAAGCAUAAAGCCUGGGUUAAACCAAAAAGUUCCAGAGUGUGUCCACAGGGACAAAGACCCCCUGAUGGGCCAGCUGCACAGAGUUCCGCCAAUUCCACCUUCUGCUGCAUCAGCGCCUCCAAGAAAGAAUUCCUUGAAUGUAAAAGAUGGAAAGCAGGGUUGGACCAUCGCCCGACCCACAUCUGACCUGUUUGCCCUUUACAUUUCCUAUGAAAUCUGUGGCUUUCUUUGCUCUUUUGAGAUUAUUUGGGGGGACACCAUUUCAAUGUUUUAUAUGUGAGAGGAUGACCCUUCCAUUCUAGAGGGCGGGAAAUGACUCUAAAUCCAACGCUAGAAUCCGAAUGUGUCCGGGAAACGGGCAGUUGUGUGUGUAAAUUUGUCCAUAGUGGUUGAAGUUACUCUUUCCCCCUUUGUAAAUAGUAAGUGUUUUGCGGCAGGGCUUUGUAACCAUGUAAAUAUCCGCCUGUCCCUGCACCUACAUCAGUGGCCUCUAAGCACAGGGGACUCAUGCAGUCAUCACCAGAACAGUUCAUUUCUGUCCCUCCAGUUGUCUCUUGGCUUCACUGGUCCUUAGGUGCAGGGGUUCCAGGGACCAUUUGGACUCUUCCAUUGAGAUGGAACGGAUCUGUCCCCUCCUCACCCAUGACACUGUCCAUCCCCCAGACAGCUCAGACCCACCAUCACCCACUCCUGGAUUUGGCCUGACCUUUGGCCUUUAUGUCCCGCCCCCGUGAACACUCUCACCCCCACGCCCAGCUGUGCAACACAGCCCAGGAUGCCCAGCCCUUCCUUUUUAACUUCCUCUACUCAGUCAUCAAAAACUAAUAACACAAGCCUUUUUCUUUUUUAAUUUUCAAAGUUACACAUGUUUCCUCUCAAUAAUGAUUUGGGUUUUGGGUUUGUUUUUUUUUUUUUUUCUCUUCCACUUACAUUCUUCCUGGGCUCUGUCUGCUCUUUUUUUGUGUCCUUAUUUUAUUUUAUUUUAUUUUAUUUUGUUUUAUUUUAUUUUAUUUUAUUUUUAAUCCCACAAAUGCAAGGUCGGUUUUUUAUUAACUUUUUAUUUUUUUAAUAUGAAAUUUAUUGUCAAAUUGGUUUCCAUACAAUACCUAGUGCUCAGAUAUUUUAUUUUGAACGAUUUUGGGGACCUCUAUCUCUUUUCUGAGCUCCUUCUUUAGAGAGGUCAUGUUGUCCAUAAUUUCUCCGAGACUGAGCUGAACUGGCCAGCUGGACUCUUCCUCUGUGUCCUGGGGCCCUGGAGCUCACAAAGCAAGUUCUCCAGCUGCAUUUUGCUGGCACUGUGUUCCUCUCCUUGAGUCCAUCAGUUAGGAAAGGUGCUGGUUCAUUUUCGAGUAGAAGCUUCUUUUGAAUGUGGUCGGGGCACUGCAGAGAGUGUGGGUGGGCAGCGGGCGUUCUGCAGAGGCGGGUGGCUUCUUGUGGGGAACACCUCCCACCAGUGCUGACAGCUCCAGCCCACAUGGUUCUGGUUCACGCCUCUGAAAAGGGCAAGACCUCCAGGCCCAGCAGCCCGUGCACGUUACCGCAUGAGGAGUCCGGCCCCAGGUUUCCGCCGCAGGGCUGAGUCUCCCAGGGGCCUCCCCCCAGCCCUCUGUGCAUCCGGCAGAGGCAGCAUGUUCCUUGAACCAUCCUGCCUGGGGCUGGGACAUUAAGUUCUCUCUGCUCAGAUCUUCCGUGGGGCACAAAACAGCGAUAUUUCUGUCAUGUCAUAGAUUCUGUGGUCAAGAAUUCGGACAGAGUGCAGCAGGGAUGGCCUGUCUCUGCUCUAAAAAGUCUGGGCCUCAGCUGGGAAGACAUAAUGGUGGUGGUGGGGGAGGGAUCUAAAUGGCUGGGUGCUGCUGUCAUCUGGAAGCUUCUUUUCUGCGUGUCUGGAACAUGCGCCAAGACUGAGUUCAAUCUCGAUAUUUGACCUGAGAUCCUACAGGAGGCCUCUCCGUGUGGAGCUGGGUUCUGAGAAGGAGAGUCUCCAGAGCAAGUGUUUCAAGAGACGGAGGACAGAGUUAGAGGGUUCCUUUGGGCCUGGCCUCAGAAGUCACACAGGGUCACCAUACUCUAUCCAUGCAUUGUGACAAGUAUUGGUUCUUGGAAGGGAAAAAAUGCUACUCUUUAAUAUACAAAACAUAGAUGAUCAAUUGACAGAUGGAUCGAUUGAUCGAUAUAUAGAACAUAGGCAUAUAUAGGCAUAUAUCUUUGGUAUUAAAAUUUCAUACCCAUGGUGGGGAUUCUAGUAAAAGAAUGUCUAAACAGGCUCCUUAGGAAGAUACUUAUAGGGAAAAGUUGGGAAUCUGCUCUAGGCUACUGACCUCACAGCCCCAGCCCACCCAGACUCAAGGGGAGGGGACACACCCCCAACUCUCAAUAACAGGAGUGUCAAGAAAUUUACAGUCCCCGUUUAGAGCUGCCACCUGGAAGAAUCUUUUUUUUUAAUGUUUAUUUAUUAUUUUUGAGGGACAGAGAGACACCAUGAGCAGGGGAGGGGAGGAGCAGAGAGAGAGAGGGAGACACAGAAUCUGAAGCAGGCUCCAGGCUCUAAGCUGUCAGCACAGAGCCUGACACGGGGCUCGAACUCACAAACCAUGAGAUCAUGACCUGAGCCAAAGUCGGAUGCUUAACCAACUGAGCCCCCCAGGAGUCCCAAUUGCUUUUGGAAGACUCUUAACAUAGUGCCUUCACAUCACAUUAAAGAAUGAGGAGCCCAGAAGGGCUGAGGCCCCAGACCCCCAGUCAUAAUGCCAGGGAGCAGACUUGGACCUGCCCCAAGGAGGUCCACACAGCAAUCCUGCGAGUCCAUCUGUGCACUGGACAGGUCAGUUCCCAAGCCUGCUGGGUGCACCAUGUGGCCCCAGUGUAAGUACUAGGCAGACACAACAAUGCUCUGCACUUUCUCUGCUUUACUCACUGGUCACAGACCACAUCUGAGACUUGCAUGAACUUACAAAUAGGUUUUGCUUGGAUCACAAUAUUUAUUUAAGUGGAGGUUGUUGCCUAUAUGUACACAUGAGCCAUUUCACUCCUGGCUUCUCUUUUAAAAGCAGAAAUGCCAGAAAACAGUGGGUCCACGAUGCUACAUGCUCCACAGGGUCAUCAGAGUGCUUAAGACCUUCCAGGGGCUCCAAGGGUUCCAGGACACCACUAAAGCACACAGAUUAGGAAGGAAAAAAUAAAACUGUGCCUUUGUACAGGCAACAUGAUUGUGUAGAAAAUCCUAAGGAAUCUAUCAAAAAAAUUUUACCAAACUGCUAGAACUGGUAAAUUAAUUUAACAAGUCACAGGAAUAAAGAUCGAUACACACGCACAUACACACAUAUACAUGCAUACAUACACACACACAUACACACAUACACUUACACAUAUGCACACGGAGACACAUGCAUACACAUGGGCACUGACACAUGCAGAGACACACACAUGCAUGCACACACAUACACACAUACAUACACUCACACAUACACACAUACACUAACACAUAUACAUACAUACAUAAACACAUACACAUAAACACACACAUAUACACACCUACACACACACUAUCUUACUUGUAAACUAGCAAUGAGCAUGUAGAAAAUGAAACGAAAAGCACCGUGUUGUUCAUGAGUGCUCAAAAAGAAGACAAAAUACCCAGGUAUAAAUCUAACAGAACACAUGCAACAUCCAGAUACUUAAAUUUACAAAACCCUGGUGAUAGAAGCCAAGGAAUAUUUAACUAAAUUGCAAGAGGUACCAUGUUUAUGGACUGGAAGACUCAACAUAGUAAAGAUGUCAAUGUUCCCAGUAUUGAUCUAUAAGUUUAAUAUGAUUCCGAUCAAAAUACCAGGAAGAUUGUUUUGGUAGAUACACACAAACUUACUUGAAAAUUUAUCUGGAAAGGCAAAGAAAUGAGAAUGCUUGAAAUAAUUUUGAAAUAGAAUAAAGUGCAUCAUAAGCUUCUUUCUUGCCCAUCAUUGUGUUUCCUA
This is a messenger RNA of Acinonyx jubatus (cheetah), 4946 nucleotides long. RefSeq names its product CMRF35-like molecule 5. The transcript is spliced from 4 exons. NCBI's taxonomy places the organism in Eukaryota, Metazoa, Chordata, Mammalia, Carnivora, Felidae. Gene Ontology annotation, cellular component: plasma membrane. Bases 275 to 925 code for a protein of 216 amino acids. Gene Ontology annotation, molecular function: transmembrane signaling receptor activity. The record is from RefSeq and is a predicted model, not a curated record.